Molecule: messenger RNA, 2230 nt
Organism: Morus notabilis
Lineage: Eukaryota; Viridiplantae; Streptophyta; Magnoliopsida; Rosales; Moraceae
Product: rop guanine nucleotide exchange factor 7
Exons: 7
Coding region: 244-2058 (604 amino acids)
Molecular function (GO): guanyl-nucleotide exchange factor activity
Source: RefSeq, a predicted model, not a curated record
UAACAAUCUAAUCUAUAGCCGUCUUUAGCCAUAAUAAUAUAUAGAAUACUCUCUACUGAAUUAUUAUUACGAGCAUCACCAGCACCAGCUUCAGUUCAUCAUUGCCAAAGGGGCUCUGAAAUUCUCAGCUUGGCCAUGCCUUGCCAUGCCUGAAAGCCGAGAAUCCCAAAAGGAAUAAAUAAAGCAACGCUGGCUCAUUUCCUGUGCUGGUCGGUCGGUUUCCAAACGAGCUUGAAAGUUCAAAUGGAAGCUCUCGAUAAGAAGGAGAUGAUAAGUGUUCAGAAACGGAAAGAUGGGUUUGAAAUUUUGGGCGCUAACAACAGCAACAACAACACCGAGUCGUCGCUCACUGAGUCGAGCGAGACCAGCUCGGAAGUCUCCACUGAGGACGUCAAAGCCAAAAGGUCGUUGUCAUCUUCUUCGCCGCCGCGCUUGGGUUGGCCCAUUCGCAGAGCCGAUGUUCGUAAAAGCUCUGUUCUUGGUGAUGAAGCUCGAGAUGGGAAAAAAUCCCUCAUUGAUUCCAAGUUCACUGAUUUGAGUUCAAAGAUUUCGGAGUUUGAAAUGAUGAAAGAGAGAUUUGCAAAGUUGUUGCUUGGAGAAGACAUGUCAGGGUCUGGCAAAGGGGUUUGCACAGCUUUGGCUAUUUCAAACGCCAUUACUAAUCUUUGUGCUACCAUUUUUGGGCAACUGUGGAGAUUGGAACCUUUGCCUUCAGAGAAGAAAGUUAUGUGGAGAAGAGAGAUGGAAUGGCUUCUUUCUGUUAGUGAUCACAUUGUGGAAUUAAUUCCCUCUUGGCAAACAUUCCCUGAUGGAACUAAACUUGAGGUUAUGACUUGCAGACCUAGAUCAGAUAUGUUUAUCAAUCUCCCCGCUUUGCGCAAGCUAGAUAACAUGCUUCUUGAAAUACUAGACAGUUUUGUGGAAACAGAAUUUUGGUAUGUUGAUCAAGGGGUUGUAGCGCAAGAUGCAGACGGGUCAGCCUCGUUCCGUAAAUCGCUGCAGCGGCAAGAAGAGAAGUGGUGGCUACCUGUGCCUCGUGUCCCUGCCGGUGGCCUGAAUGAGAACUCGAGAAAGCAGUUGAAUCACACCCGGGAAUGCACCAACCAAAUACUGAAAGCUGCAAUGGCUAUCAACAGCAUUACUUUAGCAGAAAUGGAAGUCCCUGAUUCAUACUUGGAAGCUCUUCCAAAGAGUGGGAGGGCCUGCCUUGGAGACAUUAUCUACCGGUAUAUUACAUCUGAUCAGUUCUCUUCAGAUUGCCUGCUUGACUGUCUUGACCUGUCAUCGGAACAUGUUGCUCUUGAGGUUGCAAACCGCGUUGAAGCCUCAAUAUACAUAUGGCGUCGAAGAGCUCAUUCGAAACCACCAACUCAUCCAAGCCGUUCCACUACAAAGUCAUCAUGGGAUAUGGUGAAGGAUCUAAUGAUCGACGGAGAUAAGAGGGAGUUGUUGGCGGAAAGAGCGGAAAGUCUCUUGCUUUGCUUGAAGCAGCGGUUUCCUUCUCUCACUCAAACUAAUCUAGACACCAGCAAGAUCCAGUCCAAUAAGGAUGUUGGAAAGUCGAUUCUUGAAAGCUACUCGAGAGUUUUGGAGAGCUUGGCUUUCAACAUUGUGGCUCGUAUUGAUGAUCUUCUCUAUGUGGAUGACUUGACAAAGCAUUCUGAUAAAUUGUCAUCAGCUCCUAAAGUGAGUGUAAUUACUCACAAGAAAGUCUCCAUCUCUUAUCCAGUGCCUGCCUCGAGCACUCCAUAUAAGACAGCUUCUACCACUCCAAGCUAUUCGCCUGCACCGCUUAUUAGCCCCGCCAGGGGAGAGAGAACUCCUUUUCUCCACAGCAACAACAACAAUAAUAACAACACAAAGCCUCAGCGCCGUGGCUUUGGAGUAAGAAGAGUCCUGACGAAUUAUCUCGGCGUUGAGACAAAACCGAGGAUCUGUGGCAAUUCAAACGAGGGAUCUGCUCCAGUAACGAGCUCGUGUGGAAAGGAAAAUAUCGAGCAUCGAAAGGAGCCAACAGUCCGUCAUAACGGGUCUAAGUUGCAUAAGAAAAAUGGUUAAAGUUUCUGUCUAUUUGGGAGUGAUAGUUAUAGAAUUUACAGAAGUGAGGAAGGUUCAUGAUAGGAAAUUAUUGGGACUUAAUUGUAUUGGUUGAGUUUGUUGUACCUUGUAUGCAUUUGAAUGUAGUUAAAAGCAGAAAAGUAAUAUCAUAGACAUGAGAUUGCUUGUUCAA